Mauremys mutica (yellowpond turtle) is the source of this 632-nucleotide messenger RNA. RefSeq names its product kinesin-like protein KIF17. The coding region runs from base 138 to 632 and encodes 164 amino acids. Gene Ontology annotation, molecular function: microtubule binding; microtubule motor activity; ATP binding. Gene Ontology annotation, biological process: microtubule-based movement. The record is from RefSeq and is a predicted model, not a curated record. NCBI's taxonomy places the organism in Eukaryota, Metazoa, Chordata, Testudines, Geoemydidae. The transcript has 3 exons.
UCCAGCCCCUGCCCUUCUGACACUGCCUCCCCACUGGGGCGAGCUGGGAUCGUGCCCCCUGAGCCGGGCUCGCUCCAGCCGUCCCGCGCCGUUGGAAGCGCCUCUGCAGACGGCAAGGUUGUCCGGUGAUUUCGGACAUGGCCUCGGAGGCGGUGAAGGUCAUAGUGCGCUGCCGGCCCAUGAACGAGCGAGAGAAGGCGCUUAGCUGCCAGGCCGUGGUCGGCAUGGACAGCCCCCGGGGCCAGUGCUUUAUCCAGAACCCGGGGGCCACUGACGAGCCCCCGAAGCAGUUCACCUUCGACGGGGCGUACUAUGAGAGCCACAACACUGAACAGAUCUACAAUGAAAUUGCCUACCCGCUGGUAGAGGGUGUUACUGAGGGCUACAAUGGCACCAUUUUUGCCUAUGGCCAGACUGGCAGUGGGAAGUCAUUUACCAUGCAGGGCAUUGUGGACCCUCCUACACAGAAAGGCAUAAUUCCCAGAGCAUUUGAACACGUUUUUGAGAGCGUACAGUGUGCUGAAAACACCAAAUUCUUGGUGAGAGUCUCUUACCUGGAGAUCUACAAUGAAGACAUAAGAGAUUUGCUAGGAGCCAACACCAAGCAAAAGUUGAAGGUGAGGAGAUCAUAA